AUGGCGAACCGCGGCGCAACAUGGGACCCCAAGGUCCAUACCAUCCGCGAUCUGAUGGAGCUGGGAAGCAAGAAGCUGCCUAAGAUGUACAGGGACUACUACAACGAAGGCGCCAUGGAUCUUGUCACCCUGAAGGACAAUGAAGAGGCAUACAACCGUUACAAGAUCCUUCCUCGGAUCCUCGUCAACGUCGACAACAUUGAUCUUUCCACGACAAUUUUUGGUACCAAGGUUUCAUUUCCCCUCGGUUUCAGCCCAGCAGCGAUGCACAAGCUGGCGCACCCAGACGGCGAGGCCGCGACAUCACGCGCCGCGGCGAAGAUGAACAUUUGCAUGGCCUUGUCUUCAUAUGCGACGGAAUCGAUGGAGAACGUGGCCGCGCAAGGGCUGGGAAAUCCCUAUGUCAUGCAGCUGUGUGUGCUUAGAGACCGUGAGACGACAAUCCAAAUACUGAAGAGAGCGGAGGCUUCGGGAUACAAGGCCAUCUUCCUUUCUGUCGACACACCACUCCUUGGCCGCCGUUUGAACGAAUACCGCAACAACUUCACCCUGCCGGAUGGCGUUGAGUGGCCAAACCUCUUGUCUGAUGGAAAGAGCGAGUUGAGCGGUGCGAUCAAAGACGAGCAGGCUGUUUCUAAGCAUGACUUCGACCCUUCCCUCGACUGGGAUAGCGCGAUCCCGUGGUUGAAGCAGCACACAAAGCUCCAGAUUUGGUUGAAGGGUGUGUACAACCCGGACGACGUAGCGAUGGCCAUCCGGUACGGCAUCGACGGUAUUGUCAUCUCCAACCACGGAGGCCGACAGCUGGACGGAGUUCCCGCCACCCUCGAUGCGUUGAGAAUUUGCGCACCUGUGGCCGCAGGAAAGAUUCCCAUCGCGGUCGACGGAGGCAUCCGACGCGGAACCGAUAUCUUCAAGGCGCUCGCACUUGGCGCAUCUCACUGCUUCGUUGGAAGAAUUCCCAUUUGGGGUCUGGCUUACAAUGGCCAAGAGGGUUGCGAGCUUGCGCUGAAGAUUCUUCAGUACGAGCUCAAGAUUGCGAUGGCCCUUGCAGGAACGCGGACCAUUGAGGAGAUUUCGAGGGGUCAUGUGGCAUACUUGAACGGCAGUGGAGUUCUGGCAAAGCUGUAG
Messenger RNA from Colletotrichum gloeosporioides, 1131 nucleotides. Its product is annotated as Oxidase FUB9. The coding region runs from base 1 to 1131 and encodes 376 amino acids. The record is from RefSeq and is a predicted model, not a curated record. The transcript has 7 exons. Gene Ontology annotation, molecular function: FMN binding; oxidoreductase activity. Lineage: Eukaryota; Fungi; Ascomycota; Sordariomycetes; Glomerellales; Glomerellaceae.